CUCACCGGCUGAGCUAUGUGGACAUGUUGGGGAAAGGGCGGAAUUCUCCGUAAACAGUCGGGGACAGAGAGCCCGCGCCACCAUGAGACUAACGGGCUCCACAGCAGAGCUGAGAGCCGCACGGACGAGAGAAAAGGAGGAAUACAGCAAACGUCACUUCCGAGUCUGAGAGCUGCAGAAGGCGAGAUGGAGCGGAGCAGUGUCGAGGAUUUGGACGCGCGGCUUCAAGCGCUGGAAAAGCGGGUUUGCGGUGAACUUGGGAAGAAUAACAGACCAGUUAAGUGUGCUGAGUCUCUGGUGAGGAUAAACACUGCCCUUGCAAACACAGCAAACAAGAGGGAACGAGUCAAGAUUCUUCACAAGAAAAUUGAAGACUUGCUGAAGUAUCUCGAUCCACAGUUCACGGAUUAUAUUGCUGUGCCCGAUGCCAUGAAACUUGAGUUUAUAUUAGCAGAGGAGGACUUCCUGCGCUCCCAGGCUGCCUUGCUCGAGCAGGUGAACAACCUGCAGCCUCUGCUGGACAGUAAUCACAUUAAAGCUGUUCCAGAACUCACUACCAAAGUGCAACGACUGUCUCAAAUUCACAUCGAGCAGCAGAACCAAAAUGAGGAGUUAUCUGCAGAAGUGAGAAGGCUGUUUGAAGAGUACAACAAAAUGAUGUUUCUUUUAUCAAAGCAGUUUACCCAGUGGGAUGAAACCCUACGGAAACUGGAAGCACCCAAACAAGGCCAGCCCAUUGAAUAAGAUGAACAAUGCUUAUUAUCUCACAUUUCACAGUUUGUGCGGUCUUUUCUCCUGUACAUUUGCUCCUUUUUUUUUUGCUUACUGCUGACUUGCAACUCUUUAAUAUAGAUUUCAAAGCUCAAUAACAGUUUUAGUCAUGUCUAUUUUCUACUCGAGGUCAUUGUCCUGAGUAAUAAACCAGAAAUGUUAUCAUACUGUUCUGCGUCCUGUAUGUGUAUAUAUUGCCUUAUACUCACAUGGUAUAUUACAAAACACUAGCGUGUGCACAGAAUAAGAACUGCUCCUUAGAUGCAAGUGUGAUUCAAAGGUUCUUCAAUGCCUUGCUUAGCCUUUCUUAAAUGUCGUGUUUUUGUGAUUGACUCUGUUUGUGCUUGUUUCUGUUCAUAUACAUGCCCUUGCAUCUUUUUUGUUAUUUAUUAUGUAAUCUAUGCUGCAGUCAGAAAGGUGAUUGUUUAGAAAUGUUAAGAUAUUAUUUUAUGAAAAUUAAUCUGGUUGCCAUAAAACCUACACUGUACCUA
Pygocentrus nattereri (red-bellied piranha) is the source of this 1262-nucleotide messenger RNA. RefSeq names its product dynactin 3 (p22) (gene dctn3). Lineage: Eukaryota; Metazoa; Chordata; Actinopteri; Characiformes; Serrasalmidae. The coding region runs from base 16 to 744 and encodes 242 amino acids. The transcript has 7 exons. The record is from RefSeq and is a predicted model, not a curated record. Gene Ontology annotation, cellular component: dynactin complex. Gene Ontology annotation, biological process: cytoskeleton-dependent cytokinesis.